AUUAAACAUAAAUAACAAUAUAGUUUAGAAUAAAUUGGCUACGAAUUAUUGAUAAACGAACAAUAAGUAAAACUAAAGUUCGACAUGACCACAGAGUGAUGUCGUUAGCACUUUUCUUUCCUGUUCACUCAAAUGCAAACUGAUCUCGAAUGAACACGAUACUUCAUCUACCUGAAUGCACAAAUAAAUUCACACAAAACUGUACUUUCAUUUUAGACGAGUUUUUUCAUUUAGCCAAUCUGCUGCUAGUGGUAACUAAAAUAAAAUGACCAGUCAUUUAAAAAAUGUGUCUAAUUCACAAAAUUACUCAUUUAUUUAUAUUCAGAAAACAAUGUCCCUAACCAUGUAAUUUCGUAGAUUUCAGUCACACUAUUCAAGUUUCUAUUAAUUAUAUUAAUACAGCUACCACGCCUGAGAGGUGUCGUAGAGCAGAUUAAAUAAUCAUACCAUUUGUAAGAAAACCACUGGGUACGAGCUAAGGGAAAUAUGAAUUACGUGUGAUUUCAUAGUCGAAUACUAGACUGAACUUAUCGUUGAACGAGCAAAAUUUACCAAGCGUUAUAAGGUAAAUCUACCUUAUGACGCCAUUAAGUGCAGACAAGCAUGACUUUUAACAACUAACAAAUUGUGCAACAUGUAAAAAGUAAAUAAAAAAAGUAUUUCUCAUUUUAAAGCCCCCACACGUAUCCAUAAAAGUAGAUAAAUAAUAAACAAUCUUUGCUGUUUAGUGUAGCUUCUAGUAGGGAUUAUAAUAUUGAGGAAACAAUGUAAAUUACUGGAUCAAUGUGAUAAAAGUACUGUGAACUAAUUUCGAUUUAUUUCAUCCAAUAGUUCAUUCAAAAAGCCGUGUUAAUUUCAAUUUGUUGAUUCUUUAUCUUUGUUGAGGAAAAGUGCUCUGCGCUUUUAUAAAUAUACAGCCGAUGCAGAAAAUUGCUCACGGUCUGCCUCCAAUGGUUUGGCCUGAAAUAUAGAUCGUAGAUAUUCGAAAUAAUUGCUGUUUAUAAAAAGGUCCCCAUCCAAAUUACGACUAAUCAUUGUCAGAGUAGUCUGUGCACCCGUUUCUGUGCAAAGAAAUGCAACAAUCGACAAUGACUUCCAUACUGAAUUUCGCUGAUUUUAAUGAAAACUAAAGGUACAGCAGAGAGCAUAUGUAGCUGUCGUCAGUAACGUAGAAAACAUUACAAGACGAUUCUACUCCCUCUCUGUAUUAUAGCAGCCUGAAAUAUAAACAAUAAUUAGGAAGCAUCGAUCGUGAUUCUCUUUAAAUUAUUUGUCUAUGCCAUAAAACAUUAGCAUUCGAAGUAUAUGUCAUCGAUCAUUUGUCAUUCUUGAUGAAGCAGCCGCUGUGCUUUAUAGAAAAAUUCUCUCGAGAGUAUUAAGUCGUGCAAAAGAAUUUAAAAAAGAACUAAGCUCGUUUGGUCAUUUGCUGUUUAGCAACGAUCUGUGAUUCGGGCAUUACGCUGGGGAUACUUCAAAGACUAGAUUUUCUUAUUUAGUACACUUAAUGCUAUCACGGACAUCGACCAAAAAAUUUUAUGAAGCAAGCAAGUUAGGAUAUGCUGGCUGUACUUCGACAAAUCGUUAGUUUGCCAAGAAAUGACCUGCUAAAGUGUUCAAGUUGAACCAAUUUACAGAUGUACAUUGUACAUACAUCUUACUAGUCUGUUCAAGAUAUCGAAAGCGCACUGGAACAUCCCUUCAACGUAAGGAGAAUGCAUAACAAUCUUGCGAGGACAGGGAAUAAAUAAACCAUAAUAAUGCGACAUUUGACUACUACUAAAGUACAAGCUCCGGGCAUCGUUUCAGACGUGUUGCAUGAAAAUAAACAAUAAAAUGUCAGUAAAAGACGUGCGGAGUAUAAUGUUUUUGGUGACAAUAAUAAAUUCACUAAUACAUAAUAAUGAACAUUAUCGAGAGCUUUUAUUUAUUUAAAUGAUAGCACAAGUUAAACAGAAAAGAAAUAUGGUAAUGCUUUUAGUGAAUAAACAACGUUUCUAACGAGCAUUAUUUUAUUCAUAUAAUUUUUGACACUUUACAAAUUUUCUUUUCAAUCUUCAAUCGGUAAAUUAAAUAAUCGUUCGAUAAAAAAACUGAAGAUGCAAUGUAAAAAUGAAAUAGAGCUGAAUCAUAUAUCAUUUAACAGACAUGUACCAGGAAAAAUGUAGAGCCAAAUAAAACUAUUAUGAAUAAUAAAAAACGCACCUCUGAAUGAAGAAAUAAUAUUAGAAAGGAUAGGAAUAAGCGCAAGCACUAUUUUAUUCGUACACUGAGAGAAUUGUUAUUAUAAAUAUUUGCCAUAAUCUGUAGUAAAAAUUACUUAAAAACUUAGUAAUCAUGGGACAUAUUUUGACUGUAGUAAAAGUUGCUGUCUAACAUAGUAAAAUUAAAAUGUUGACAUUUUUUUAUAUAUCAUAUUAACAUUUACUAGAACCAAUAGUAAUUAGUACUAUAAGUACAGUAAAGUAAAUUUUAGUAAAUUUUAUUAUGUACAUAAGAACUUUUACUGCUUCGGUAUACUAAAUUAAAUAUAUAUAUAUAUUUAAUUUAGUGUGUGUGUGUGUAUAUAUAUAUAUAUAUAUAUAUAUCGCAUCUUAUUUAUAUAUUAGUUCGCAAGUUAAUUAAUGUAUCAUAUAGUUCGCCUGUCAGCAGCUUAAUUGCAUACAUUUUUACGUGCACUAUUCAGACUGACAUUUCUUACGGUAAUCAAAUAUUUAUUCUAUCACUUGCGAAAAUUGAACUACCAUCUACGCGUAAUCUCAUACAUACAACUUAUGGUCUAAUCAAUUGCUUCUGCACAAUAUGCAGUUGCUACUGCGUACACGAUAGAAACUUCAAUCUAAUCCUAGUCAUUUUUCUUAUGUUCAUUAUCAAAAUUGUUCAAAUCAUAAUAAUUUUUAUUUGUUAUUCUAACAUAUAUUAUUACAUAUUUUAAUAAUUAUUAAAACAUAAUACUUUUUAUUGUAGUACAUAAUAAUUUCUAUUAUUUGUAUAAUGAACUUUUCUCAAUAUCGUUAUAUAAAAAUUAUUAUUGCCGUAGUAGAAAUUAAUAAGGUUUAAUAAAUUUGAUACUGACUCGAGUACGCGGUAAACUAUGUAUGCGGUAUGUUUUGUAGUAAAUUCUACCGAAACUAUAGCGCAUUUUAUUGGAGCAAUUCUUUCAGUGUACGUAUGAUUAAAGAGCAGGAAGAUCUUCCCUUCGGCUUCUCAUUCCCAAAUUCGUGAUUGACGAACCAAGUAAAAGUCAGAAAAAUCUUCAACAAGUUGCAGGAGUUUUGGCAAUAUCUUCAGUGGUUGCAACGGGAACGUAUAUACGAUGAAUUACAUUGAGGUACAAGCAAAUCGCACAUCACAUUAUUUACAUAAUUGCUAGUAUCUACUACUGAUUUGGUCACUAAGUUCCAAUUUGAAUUUUUACUAUAUACAAGAAUGAUACCAUAAAUACGAAUGAAAGAUAAACACGUAGACCCGUGGAGUUAGCCUGAGACAAACACCGAUAUGUACAUGAUCGCACGCUAUAAUAAAAGGAGUGAGCAGGCGAUAGCUUGAUACACAGUACACUGUCAAUUAAUACUGUCUCAAAUGAACCUCGCUCAGUGCUUUCAAAUCAUUUUGCCGUAGCAUGUCCUAUUGUUAACUGGUAGAAAAUGUCGCCAUGCAUUUAUGUACAUAGAGCUUUGAGAUUCGAGCCAAAAGCUUUCUCUAGCUAUGUGCUGCUUCGUAAAUUAUGCCAAGUGCUCGGACAGUGCAGUUUACUUGCAAUCUUACGGGAAACGGCUUUACACAAGUAGUCAACAUGCAUUAUACCAUAAAGCACAACGGUCAUUUAAUUCCUUACAUGUUAGCGAUUCCCAUUUACAAUAUAGUAACUUGGAAAAACCAUCCUAUCGUUCAGUAUAAAUGGGCUAUUAAUGACCAUUGUUGCAUGAAUGACACGUAGAAGACUGCGAGCAUUCAACGAAAACGUAAAAGGAAAAACACGAAAAGCGCUGUUUUAAUUGAGGGACGUGUGCUAUACAAUGUGAAGACGCGUCAAACAAGACCUGGUAAGCACGCGCAGCCGCAGCAAAAACGCGCGAAAAUUCGGAAAUCCGCCGUCAGGUGGUAUUUUUUUAAAGAAACCCGCGAAAUCAUAUACUUGUCGUGUGACGUUUGACGUACAAAAAGGCGUGGCAACUGCCUGCAAUUGUAUUUCCAAGCAACACCAAAUGGCCAACAAACAAAGGGUGCAAACGCACAGGAUAACCAAUCUGUGAUGAAAUAUUGUUACGGCGUUUUGAAUUUCUUCGACUGACGUGUAACCACGAAGGAGCGAACAGCGAGCGCCAAUUCGCCAGCAAAAAAAAGUUAGCGAAGGCCAACAGGGCUGCUUGCAAGGUAUACGACUCGGCGAGAAAAUAAAACGAACUAAAAGAGCAAGCGAGAGCUAGAGAGAGAGAGAGAGAGAGAGAGAACAGCCAGCACAAAGCUUGUUGUACGUACGCGUCGUCUCGGGCAUUUAUUCACGAAGGUCCUUGAAGUGAUCAUGCGCAACUACCAUCCCUUUUCUUCUUUCUUUCUCAGCGAAGGCGCUCAGCAAAAAUUACACAAAGCAAGUGCAGAUGCAGUGACAAAAAGAGCAAGGAUAUAAGUACAAGGGAAAGCACAGCAUGGCGACCUUCGUAGCUGUAUGUAUGACAAACAAAAACUGGGGAUCUGUAAGAUCUUAAGCGAGCGGUCUCGCAAGAUGAUACACACGCGUAAUUUGUAUAUCUACUGGGUCACUGGAGAUCCUAACCUAAUGCCCGCUACAAGCAGCAGCCUACGGUGCGAAGGAGAGGUACAUAGGUGCGACCGCACGCAAGCGGGAUAGAGAGCGCCAGAGGAAGAGAGAGCGAGGAUCAAUAGUGGGUGGCGGUGGUGGUGCUGCUUGCAAGUACAGCCGGUGCACACAGCAUCGACUCUUCUCUAGCUACCUAUCGACUUGCAUUCUCUGGGCGUCUUACUCCCAUGCUGCACCACCCGACCUCCCCUCAAUCUACACUAAACCGCCACCAGCCAAGAGAAAACGCCCUAGGCCACGCGAUAUGCGUCUCCCUGCGAUAUUGCGAACCACUGCUUAUUUAGCACAGCCAUUUAUAUCAUACCAUUUAUCCACUUAUUUAAUCGCAAUAUACCGAUAUCGUGUUCGUUAUCCCUGUAGAUUCUUCGACAAUCGUACAAUCUUGAACGUCAAUUUUUUUUUGCAUUGAAAAAAAAAACAAAUAAUGCACGAUUGCAAUCGACGAACGCAGCAUUAAUUCACGAAACCCCAGCAAUCGAGCUACUGUCAAUUUAAAAAUCCCUCAUGUAGUUUUACACCUGUACGGUUUAUGACGACUAAUGCGACUAGAGCUAUGCAUUUGACACAAUUCGUAUAGGACUUACAGCCACCAAGGCGCCUCUACACUAUAGCAGAGGGGCCGAGCCCGAGCCACAACUCGAGAGUGAUCUACGGCCUACGAUUGCCACGGGCUGAGCUGCAUUGUUGGUAUUAGUGUUCAAAAUCUACGUCAUACGAAAUCAUCCACGGAAAAGUGUUCGCUUACACAUCUACGAAGAGUCAACAACGGUCAACUCGCACAACCCUGCCCGGCUAUACUAUAAGAAAAAUACAUUUUGUUGGUAAAAUGGACAAGCUGGACAUUGCAGAGUUUAGCAAGGGCGCUUUCGAGCCGGUCGAGCUGAUAAACGAGAUCUGCAAGUCUGAGGAGGCGCGCGACAACAUUGAGUCCUACCUCUCAACCGCAUUGACAAAGCUACAGUUGUACGUACAACAAGUCAGUACUUCGCUGGAUGAUAGCGGUCAAAAUGUUUUGUCGAACAUGCCGAAAAUUCUGCGGGAUGCUCAGCUAUUGCAACAAGAAGCUCUGUCUUUGAAGGAAAAGAUGCAAGUUGUAAAGCUUGAUUUCGAAAAUGUUGAAAAGCGCACGUCCUCUUCUAUUCGUGUUUUGGAAGAGUAUGACAGGAUGAAAACGGAAUUGAUCAAUAAAACGGAGAGUUUGAAAGAGGCGGACAACUGGCUGGCGUUGUCGAACGACGUAGAUGAUAUUUUUGAAUCUGGCGAUAUCAACAAAAUAGCAAACACUAUAGCCAGUAUGCAAAAAUCACUAUCGGUGUUGCUGGAUGCGCCCGAUUACGAAGAUAAAAAGCUACAGUUGGAGGGUCUCAAAAACCGUUUGGAGGCAUUAGCCAGUCCGAAGCUUGUGCAGGCAUUCACGGCAGGAAGCUUAGAACAAUCGAGACUGUACGUCGACAUAUUUACGAAGAUGGAUCGAUUACCUCAGCUGCUCAAGUAUUAUCAGAACUGCUUAAAAGUGUCAUUAGCGCAAGAAUGGAGAAAGGCCAUUGAAUUCGCCCAAGAGGAAAAUAUUACGUACUGGUUGCGAGUUUAUUACGACAAAUUGUUAAACGCGUGGCAAGAGCAGGUGAAAUUUUGCAACCAAGUUUUCCCGAACUCAGCACUCGGUACACUGAUCGAGCUUACCAUAGACUUGCUGCAUAGUCUAGAUCCAAGCAUGGUGGAUUGCAUCGAGUCAGUGUUGAGGCAGCAGUCCAAUACCAUUAAAUUGUCCUUGCUCAUGGAAUUGAAGCAGAUCACUAGGCAAUUCGCCGUCAAUUUGAGCGCCAUUACGGAGACGGCCUCGCUCGAGAGAAUCGCAGACCCCAAUAUUCUGAUCCUUGCGCAAACCAUCUAUGCGCCUUACAUUCCGUACAUAGCGAAAUAUGGUAUUUAUGAAUCGUCACACUUGUCUCAACAGCUUAACUCCCUGGAAUUAGCUCACGACGACUUGAGCGACACAAUAAACGCUCUGUCACUGAGCGUCGCCAAAAUUAUGGAUUACGCCAGCGAGGCCAAUAAAAGAUGCAUGGUCUUCACUGAUGGAUGCGCUUAUCCGAGUUUAGUAAAGGCUUUCAAUUCGUUUUUUAAUAACUAUCAAGACAAGUUCAAAGUAGGACUGAGACAGCUGAGUAAGCGCAAAGUCAAGCAUGAAGACUGGAACUUAUUCCAAAUGUGCCUGACACUUAUGCAAACCACAGGCGAAUUUUUGAGUUUGGUUGAAAACUUUGAAAAGCAGUUACUGAGCGAUAUAACUGAUGCUUACGACAAAUUGCAGAAUCCAGCAGGCAGUGCUUUCAAUCAUUACAAAUCUCUUCUUCUUAACUCCUCUGCUCAAAAAGAAUUAGGAGAGUUUGUUGAAUCAGUAAAAACAGGAAACAAAUCAAUUUUAGAUCCUACCUUAAAAUCCAUUCGAAAACUUUGUUCAGAUUUGCACAGAUCAACUUACGACGUUAUUUUUGCUCCUAUUUUUACACAAUUGCUCCUCGUCAGAAGAGCACCGGCUUGGUCAUCCGACGUCAACAAAGCUCCCACAAUAAACUCAGAUUUACCUGACUACAGUUUCGCCCCACAAGAAUACAUAACCCAAGUAGGACAAUAUUUAAUGACAUUACCACAGCACUUGGAGCCAUUUUUAUUAAGGGAUAAUCCUAGCUUGACAAAAGCUUUAAAAGCAGCGGAUCCACAAUACAGUCAAGAAUCAUGCGAGUCAGGUUUUACAAAUAUUUUAUUAGGAAUUAUUGCAAAAGAAAUCUGUCAAAUGUUCCAAGAUCAAACCUGGGGAAUUUAUGAACUGAAUCAAGCGGCAUGCAAACAAUUGGCUACCGACAUUGAUUAUUUGGGGAAUAUACUCGAAGAACUUGGUCUGACACUAUCUGAGAACCUGCAGCAGAUGUCUUUGUUAUUACGACUAUUUCCUGAAGAAUAUCAGAGUGGUAGCUCUGGCUGUAAUGCUCGAGUUGUAGCUGCUGUCAGACAAAUGAGAAACAUUACAUCAUUUGGUUGAAGCACUUAAACUUUAAUAACGACAUUGAAAAAUCAAUGAACGAUGAGUGUUCGAUUAGUCCAGUAAUUUGUUGAUACUUAAAUUGCAUUCUAAUUUCCAUGGGAAUGUAUGUACAUUUACCGAAUUGACUUAAAAAUAACAGUUCGAAAAAAGUACUGAAUGUUACAUAUUUUUUCGAUGUUAACUUAUGACUAAAUAUUCAAUAUAAUUAAGAUUAUAUUUUAAAACUUGUAGAUCAGGUAAACAACAAUUGUUCUUAAACAUUUUAGAAAAUACAUUUUAUAAAGUCAAAUAUAAAAAUGUUUGAUUUGUAAAAUAUACGGAAUGUAUAACCCGAUUAAUCGCAUAGUGAUUACCUUGAGCAAAAAUCAUUUUUAUUAUUAUUUACAAUUUUUUUAGAUUAAUCAACAGAAUCCGCGAGGAAAGCUUGUGGAAUACUGUAUUAUAAUACCAUUAUGUUUAUUAGGACCAUAUGCAAUAAAUAAA
Molecule: messenger RNA, 8348 nt
Organism: Phymastichus coffea
Lineage: Eukaryota; Metazoa; Arthropoda; Insecta; Hymenoptera; Eulophidae
Gene: Cog7
Product: conserved oligomeric Golgi complex subunit 7
Exons: 10
Coding region: 5646-7862 (738 amino acids)
Biological process (GO): retrograde vesicle-mediated transport, Golgi to endoplasmic reticulum; Golgi organization; intracellular protein transport
Cellular component (GO): COG complex
Source: RefSeq, a predicted model, not a curated record